Cyphomyrmex costatus is the source of this 9083-nucleotide messenger RNA. Its product is annotated as fibrillin-2. The coding region runs from base 267 to 8858 and encodes 2863 amino acids. Gene Ontology annotation, molecular function: calcium ion binding. The transcript is spliced from 42 exons. The record is from RefSeq and is a predicted model, not a curated record. NCBI's taxonomy places the organism in Eukaryota, Metazoa, Arthropoda, Insecta, Hymenoptera, Formicidae.
UCGUCGACCAACCCACGCGUGUCGCAGAUCUAUUAGCGCGAAUAUUUGCGAGCGACUCGUGCUAGUUAUGGAAUUAUUCUAGACUGCUGUUCGUUUAAAACAGGCAGUGUAAUGAUCGCGAUAACUUGGGAAAAUCCUUCAAGAUCAAUCGAGGAUCAUGCAUAUUAGAUGCGCGAAUAUUGAGGAGACCGCGAGUUAAAAGGAUAAUCCAGAAUAGCAUCGAAGAAAGAAUCGGAUCAAAGGAAGCUGCGAGUUCCUUACGCAAGAUGUUUACACUGUUAUUGCUGACGGUCUGGAUCGUCCUCGCAUCUGAGUUCGUCCAGGACGGGGUAGCAACAGGACAACGUUACACCCCGAGUCCGAUCCAAGAUCUGGAUAACACUUUGCAAUCGGUACCACCUCUCGGGCCGAACGUGUGCAGAUCGAGAUACAAAAACUAUUGCUGUCCAGGGUGGUCAAAAAAGGUGGAAACAGGCCUGUGUGUCAUUCCGAUUUGCGCAAGACGCUGCGGUCCUCUUGGAAGAUGUAUAAGACCGAAUAUCUGUUUAUGUGAGGGCGGCGUUGUCGCUUCCGCUUGUGGUAAUGGUCAAAGCAAAGUCAUUACCACCGAGACCGGAAAUGGUAGCGAUCGUAGCGAGGCAGGAAGAUGUAAGGUUCAUUGCAUAAACGGAAACUGUGUCGACGGCCGAUGCCAGUGUCGCAGCGGGUACCAGGGAGAAUUCUGCAAUGAACCAAUUUGUCGUGAGCCCUGCUUAAAUCAGGGAAGAUGCAUCGGUCCAGAUCGUUGCGCUUGCAUCUACGGUUACACUGGAAGACGUUGCGAAACCGAUUACAGGACCGGACCCUGUUUUACCAAAGUAAAAAAUGGUCAAUGCUUGGCAAGCCUUCAAGGAGUGGUUUGCACACGACAGUUGUGCUGCGCCACGGUAGGCAAGGGAUGGGGUCACCCCUGUGAGAGGUGUCCAGCCAGAUUGGAUUGUGAAUUGGGUUACUUGAAAACCAAUCAGGGUCAAUGCGUCGAUAUUAACGAGUGCGAAGCAAUUCCCGGACUUUGCGAGGGUGGUAAAUGCUUAAAUACUCCUGGCUCGUUUACCUGUGAGUGCCCCGCAGGACAAGCGAGAGAUCCCGAGACCAAUGAGUGCAAAGAUAGGGAUGAAUGCCAAGAGGAAGGCAUCUGUGCGGAUGGCCGAUGCAUAAAUACAAACGGCGGUUAUUACUGCCACUGCAAUCCGGGAUUCAUACAGAGUCAAGAUCGCAAAUUUUGCAUCGAUGGCAGACAGGGAUUGUGUUACACAGCGGUAAACCGUAACGGACAGUGCAGGAAUCGACUUGCUAUGCGACUGAGUAAAAAGGAUUGCUGUUGUGGCAAGAAUAUGGGUCGAGGAUGGGGUGAUGAAUGCUUUAUCUGUCCUAAUCCUGGCAGUGACGAUUACAACAGGCUUUGCUCGCAACUGCAGUCAAUCACCGAGGUGAACGAGUGUGCGUUGCGGCCAGACAUUUGCGGUGACGGAAAAUGCAUCGAUACCAAAGAAGGCUACGAGUGCGAAUGCUAUCCGGGUUUCACAAGGAAGCCUGGCGGUAGAUGCGAGGACGUGGAUGAGUGUCAGUUGGAUUACUGUCAGGGCGGAAUUUGUCGCAACUACCCCGGUAGCUUCGUCUGCGAUUGUCCGUCCGGUUUUGUCGUUUCUGGCGAGGGCAGAUAUUGCACCGAUCACGAUGAAUGCCAAGAUACAGGCAUGUGUACUAACGGACAUUGCAUCAACAUGAACGGAUCCUUUAAAUGUAAAUGCAACGAUGGUUAUACGCUAUCGCCGACAAAAAAUACCUGCAUAGACAUCAACGAAUGUAUUGAGAAUCCAAGAAUUUGUCUGAACGGCCAUUGCGAAAAUACGCCAGGAUCCUAUCACUGCAUAUGUCAAUCAGGCUUUACUCCUUCAAGAGACAAUACGUUUUGCGUGGAUAUGGACGAAUGCUCCACUAGUGGGAUGUGUGAGAACGGCAAGUGCGUCAACAUGGAGGGCUCCUUCAAGUGCGUGUGCGACUCCGGUUUCAGGAUCGGUCCUGAUUUAAGUCACUGCAUCGAUAUUGACGAAUGUGUAAAUUUACCGUGUCAAAAUGGACGUUGCAUCAACACUCCUGGUAGUUUCCGGUGUGAGUGUCAUCUAGGAUUUAAUCUGGGUCCUGAUGGAAGGUCCUGUUUAGAUACGAGAAGAGAUCUGUGCUAUUCACAGUACAGAGAUGGCCAAUGCUCCAAUCCUACGUCCACUGCCGUGACAAAGUCUAGUUGUUGCUGCUGCACAGUGAUCUUGGGUCAGCCGCUGGGCUGGGGUAGUACCUGCCAACCUUGCCCGCUUCCAGACACCACAGAGUUUGAAGCCUUAUGUCCGCACGGUGCUGGAAUGACUUAUAAUGGCGAUGACAUCAACGAAUGCGCUCAGAACCCAAAUAUUUGCGUCAAUGGCGGAUGUGAGAAUCUUAUGGGAACGUAUCGGUGUAUCUGUGACAAUGGAUAUGAAGUUGAUGCAACAGGCAAGAUAUGCAGCGAUAUCAAUGAAUGUGAACUGGAGGAUUCCUUAUGCAGUGGCGGACAGUGUCGAAAUACACCCGGUAGUUUCCAAUGCCUCUGUCCGACGGGUAUGAGAUACAACACGCAGAAUCAAAUGUGUGAGGACGUGGACGAAUGCGAUGAGUUAGGACCAGACGUAUGUUUCAAUGGUGUUUGCGUCAACACUCCGGGAGCUUACGAAUGCGAGUGUUCUCCAGGAUACAUUCUCGACAACACCGGCCACAUUUGCAUGGACAAUCGGAAGGGCUCCUGCUGGACCAAGAUGAUAGAUGGUCGCUGUGAGAAUAACUUGCCAAAGGUAACCCUACGCUCGGAGUGCUGCUGCUCAGUCGGAGUGGCUUGGGGUAGCCCCUGCGAGAUUUGUGAUCAUUCACUUUGCGAGUGCUCAAAGGGCUACGCAAAGGUCGACGGCAAGGGCUGUGCGGACAUUAACGAAUGCGAUCUCAAUAGCGGAAUUUGCAAAGGGGGUGGCACUUGCGUUAACACAGAUGGCUCAUAUCGUUGCGAGUGUCCCCCUGGCCUCACUUUAGACACGACGCACAGCACUUGCGUCGACACCAGACAAGAAAUAUGCUUCUUGGACCAUCGUCAUGGUCAAUGCACCAGUCCCAUAGAGGGUCACUUCUCCAAGAGUCUCUGCUGCUGUUCCGUAGGCCGCGCUUGGGGUAGCGACAAAUGCGAACUGUGCCCUAAGAUAGGCACACAGACUCAUACCGAAUUAUGCCCACGGGGAGACGGCUUCACUGAACGACAGGAUAUCAAUGAGUGCGUCGAGUUCCCGGGCAUGUGUUUGAACGGCAGAUGCAAGAACACAAUCGGCAGCUAUAGUUGCAAAUGUAAUCAGGGCUUCGCACUCGACGAGCAUGGUAUCAAAUGCAACGAUAUUGACGAAUGCGAGAUCAUGCGUGGAGUGUGUGGUAAUGGUACCUGUAGAAACACUCCUGGUAAUUUUCAGUGUGACUGUAAUCCUGGCUAUCGCAGCAGUGAUAUCAUGAAGAUUUGCAUGGACAUAGACGAAUGCGAAGAGACACCAGGAUUGUGUCGUGGUGGCACCUGCAUCAAUACCGAAGGAGGUUUCAAUUGUCAGUGUCCUCCAGGACACGAGUUGGGGCUUGACAAGCAAUCCUGCAAAGACAUUGACGAGUGCUCGAGAACUAGUGGUAUAUGCUCGAAUGGCGUUUGCGAGAACAUGAUGGGCACCUAUCAGUGCAUAUGUGACGAUGGUUAUCAACAGACGGGCCUUAGAUCUCAUUGCGAAGACAUCAACGAAUGCGCGAUUGAUAACGGCGGCUGUGAAGACAUUUGCCUGAAUACGCCGGGUAGCUUUUCCUGUUCUUGUCGUACCGGCUACGCUUUAAAUCUGGAUGGUCGAACCUGUGUGGACGUAGACGAGUGCAAAGAAAACCCUCGCAUUUGCAACGGAGGUAAAUGCCAGAACAUACCUGGCGGCUACAUAUGCAAUUGCACGAACGGUUUGCUGCCUGGGAGAGACGGUAUAUCUUGUAUAGAUGUCAACGAGUGCGUGACACAACCACGGAUAUGCGGAUACGGCGAAUGUUACAAUACAAUCGGCUCUUUCAACUGUCGCUGUGAAGAAGGAUAUUCGGUGAAGCCGGCGGAAGGACCAGCAUGCACCGACGAUGAUGAAUGCCGAUUGAACGCUUAUUCCUGCAGCGAAUUUGCUGAGUGUCAGAAUACCCAGGGUUCAUAUGUGUGCACUUGCCAUGAAGGCUUCACUGGAAAUGGAAUUGAGUGUUGGGACAUUAACGAAUGCUCCACUAAUAAUGGUGGCUGCGACUCUAACGCACAUUGUAUCAACACCGAGGGUUCCUUUAAGUGCGUGUGUGAUGCGGGUUUUCGAGGCGACGGCUACAAUUGCAAGGACAUCGAUGAGUGCACAGAGGACAGCACGCUCUGUGAAAAUGGUCAUUGCUUGAAUUAUCCUGGUGCUUAUCGCUGUGAAUGCGAGAUGGGCUUCAUGCAUCCAGAUGAGCGUAACGAGCAGGCUUGUGUAGACAUUAAUGAAUGUGAGAUGUUUAGCAAUCUCUGCGUUUUUGGUCGAUGUGAGAAUAUUUUCGGCAUGUUCCGCUGUGAAUGCAACGAAGGGUACAAGCUCGAUGGUUCCGGCGGCAACUGCACUGACGUAGACGAAUGUGAGAGCCCGCAGUCUUGUCAGUACGGCACCUGCAUCAACACUCAAGGCAAAUACAUCUGUAGAUGCCCACCGCAUCACGAAUUGGUGGAAGCCGGGAAUGCUUGUGUUGAUAGACGCGAAUCAUUUUGUUUCACCAGCUAUGAGCAUGGCACUGGACGGCCUCAGUGCAUCUUCGACGUAUCAUCAUCAGUAACGAAGGCAACGUGUUGCUGCAGCAUCGGCAUCGCCUGGGGCAAUAAUUGCGAAGAAUGUCCGCAGAUUGGUACGAAAGAGUAUGACCAACUGUGCCCCAGUGGACCAGGGUACAGACCAAAUCGAGUAACCGUUAUUCUCGAAGAUAUUAAUGAAUGUGAAGAACAUGAGAAUAUUUGCCAGAAUGGACAUUGCACCAACACAUUCGGUAGUUUCAUGUGCUCCUGCAAUGAAGGCUUUAUCCUGGACGAUUCGAAGACUAGUUGCAUUGACAUAAACGAGUGCGCGUUGCAUCCACGAAUAUGCGGUGUAGGAUAUUGCAUCAACGAUCAAGGGAAAUAUCAUUGCGAGUGUCCUGAAGGAUAUAUGGCAAUGCCCGGAGGAAAGGAGUGCGUCGACACGAGAAAAGAAGCCUGUUAUCUUACUUAUGAUUCUGGACAAUGCCUUAAUCCUAUGGUGCAGCCACAAACAAAGAUGCUGUGUUGCUGUUCCAUGGGAGCCGCAUGGGGCAGCCUCUGUGAAAAGUGCCCUGGUGAAAGAACCCGCGAACACGAGAUUCUAUGUGGACUGGUGCCAGGUCAGAUAAUGAAUCCAAUUACGAAUCACUCCGAAGAAAUCGAUGAGUGUGCCCUGAUGCCGACAAUGUGCACUCACGGCAAUUGCAUGAACACGCCUGGUAGUUUUGAAUGUCAAUGUAAUCGCGGCUACAUUUAUGACCAGGAUUCGCAUCAGUGUAUUGAUGAGAACGAAUGUCAACAGAUACCGAAUCCUUGCAGUGGGAACGCACAAUGUGUAAAUCAGCAGGGUUAUUUCGAAUGCGUGUGUCCGGCUGGCUACAAACUUGGACCCAGCCAACACGAUUGCGUCGACAUCGAUGAAUGUUACGAGCGAUCGGGCAUCUGCAGCAACGGCGCGUGCAGCAAUCUACAAGGCGGUUUUCAAUGCAUCUGUCAUUCCGGAUUCUCGUUAACUCGUGACAGAGACAAUUGUGUUGAUAUCGACGAAUGUCAGCGCAAUCCGAAUAUAUGCAACAAUGGCACCUGCAUCAACACCUUGGGUUCCUACAAGUGUCAGUGUUAUCAAGGAUUUAAACUCAGUCCGAACAAUGAUUGCGCUGACAUUAACGAAUGUCGAAUCAUGCCAUUUUUGUGCCGCAAUGGCCGAUGUCGGAACACCAUUGGUGGCUUUGUUUGCGAGUGUGCAGAUGGUUACGUGUUGGCGCAAGAUGGUCAGCACUGUCGCGAUAUCGACGAAUGUCAUGAAAUACCAGGAUUAUGUCCAUCUCCAGGGAAAUGUCAGAAUUUAAUGGGAUCUUACAUAUGUUCUUGUCCUCUAGGAUAUGAACUAGACCAUUCCAGAAAAAAAUGCGUUGACGUAGACGAGUGCGUGGAAACGAGAGGCAUUUGUGAGAAUGGACGAUGCAUCAAUACAGAAGGUGGAGUAAUUUGCGAAUGCCCAGUAGGAUAUCGAUUAAGUGAGAGACCAAAUUCGCUGAAAUGUAUCGAUGUAAGAGAAGAACAAUGCUACGAUAAUUAUAGACGGGGCCAGUGUACUUUCCCACGAGAGGGUGGGAUGACCAAGAAGCACUGUUGCUGCACAAUGGGCAAAGCUUGGGGCCGUUAUUGCGAGCAGUGUCCGCCUGAAAAUAGCGAGGAGUUCAAGAAGAUGUGCCCGGAAGGAUCGGGGCGGGAUGAUACUGGGAUCGAUCUGAAUGAAUGCCUGUUUAUGACAAAUGCUUGUCCCGGUGGCGAAUGCAUCAACACGGAUGGUUCAUUUCGAUGUGAAUGCCCGACCGGAUAUAUAUUGGACGAAACUGGAAGGCGAUGUGUGGACAACAACGAGUGCCUGACCGUGCAGAAUAUCUGCGGUAAUGGCACUUGUCGUAAUAUCGACGGCGGUUUUGAGUGCGCUUGUAAUGACGGAUACGCGCCCGGGGCUCAUCAGGUGUGCGAAGACGUGAACGAGUGCCUGGAGCUGGGUAAUCAGUGCGCCUUCCGAUGCCACAACGCACCGGGCUCCUUUCGAUGCAUCUGUCCAUAUGGAUACACUCUGGCACCCGAUGGCCGUCAUUGCAUAGACGUUGACGAAUGCGCAACGCCGGCGAACGACUGUAGAUUCCAAUGCAAAAAUCUGAUUGGCACCUUCAUGUGCAUCUGUCCACCUGGCUACCAAAAGAUAGGAAUGGCAGAUGAGUGUAAGGACAUCAAUGAAUGCGCUACUAAUUCUGGCCUCUGUCAGCACGGUCGUUGCGUUAAUUUGGAGGGGAGCUAUCAAUGUCUCUGCUACGACGGUUUCGAACAAAGCACUGACGGAAAGUCGUGUAUCGACCGAAGAGUCGGCUAUUGCUUCCUGCAAACAAUCGGCGGCAGAUGCACCGCCAGAACCUUAGAAUUGCGCACGGUUACAAAGGCGGAUUGUUGCUGUACCAUGGGAGCAGCGUGGGGGCCGCAUUGCGAGAUUUGUCCAUCCAGAGACUCCGACAAUUAUAAUGAACUCUGUCUGGACAGAGGAUUCUCCGUGGAUGGACAAGAUAUCGACGAAUGCAAAACCAUACCCGAUCUCUGUAGGAAUGGUCUUUGCGUAAACACACUCGGUUCUUACAGAUGCAUCUGCAAUAAAGGGUACAAAGCUGAUAAAUCUGGCAUUCAAUGUAUUGACAUUAACGAGUGCGAGUUAACGCCGAAACCAUGCAAGUACAAUUGUCAAAACACCGAGGGCAGCUUCAUCUGUUCAUGCCCGUCGGGUUUCAUCCUGAAUCCUGACGGUAUUAGCUGCAGGGAUUUGGAUGAAUGCGCAACCGGAAAUCAUUUAUGUCAGCAAAACUGUAUAAACACACCGGGAAGUUAUACUUGCGAUUGUCAGGAGGGCUACAUUCAACAAGGAGAUGCAUGUCAUGAUAUAAACGAAUGUGAUCAACCAGGCAUUUGUCCGAAACCCGGAAAAUGUAUUAAUACCUUGGGAAGUUUCCAAUGUAUUUGCCCAAGAGGUUUCAAACUAGAUCAUACCGGACGAUUUUGCACAGAUUAUAAUGAAUGUGCUGAUGAUACUAAUUGUGAACACGGUUGUCAGAAUCUUAUGGGAACUUACCGUUGUGGAUGUCCAGACGGCUUUGUCCAACACAUUUAUCACAGCCAAUGUAUAGAUGAGAAUGAAUGCAAUGGUUCACCAUGUGGAGACAGUACCUGUAUUAAUACCAUUGGCAGUUACAAAUGUGGCUGCCCAGAUGGAUAUCAGUUUGACAAUAAUAUGGCUAUUUGUGUGCAAGUAAGUGCUGGAUGUCUUGGAAGCCCAUGUGCUUUUGGCUGUACUCCCAAUGGAGUCCAUGGAUUUAUUUGUGGCUGUCCGACUGGUUAUCAGCGAAUAGGACAGGGUCACUGUUUGUCUACGAUUAAUCCAUCGCAUCAAGGACGCUACGACGAAGAUAUCGGUAACGUGCCGACUUUCCAAAUCAAUCCUGAUCCUUAUCACAUACCGCCGGCUGACGAUAAGACGAUUUCUACAGAAGGCUGUUUCUCAUGCAAGGUAAAUGGAAAAGAACGACAUAGAAGAGGUGCUAGGAAGAGAUCGGCGGACGGAAGAAUCAGAAUGAGAGGAGGCGAGAUAAAAAAGAAACGUCGCAACGCUAGGCCGAAGAGGCAUCAUCACGGAACGGAGCAUGUACUCAAGAUAAAUUUGCAUCAGACAAGACAUCGUAUGCGAAUUAUCAAGCUCCAAUCUGCUAUAGAGGACGAAGACGUGGAUUACACUAUUGUGCGGGGCAACAAGGAUGGAAACUUCGAGAUUGUCAAAGAACGUGAUAUUUCCGCUUUACACUUUCGGCACCGAUUGAAAAUUCCAGGCGAAUUUCACUUAGUUAUCCAUGGUCGUCCUGAAAAUACAAUAGCAACAAGAACAAAAUGGGAGAAACCAUUGACUUUCACAGUCCAUCUCAUAGUUACGGAAUAGGAUCGUCGGAAAAAGGAAAAUUCAAAAUAAUCGGACUAUGUGAGAAAAUCACUGCCCGUCACUGCGUGUGUGUGUGUGUGUGUUGUGUGUGUGUGUGUGUGUAUGUGUGUGUGUGUGUGUGUGUGUAAUGCUUUCUCUUAGUCAAUUUUGCGUAAUUAUUUCAAGCUACGGCAAAGUAUUAAAAGCACCAACGUACGUAAGAGAGGGACGCAAAUAUAGAAUAUA